Eruca vesicaria subsp. sativa (arugula) is the source of this 565-nucleotide messenger RNA. Lineage: Eukaryota; Viridiplantae; Streptophyta; Magnoliopsida; Brassicales; Brassicaceae. The record is from the annotation of a GenBank genome assembly.
CUUAACAUUUCAGUUUUCUUCUCGUUUCUCUUUCUAUUUUUCACACCCUUAACAAAAUACUCCUAUAAAAUUUGAGGGAUAAACAUAAACCCUCUAUAUCUACUAGCCUCUAUCAUUUUUCACUGAUUUAACUUCCUUGUUAAUUAAUAUAGCUUUUCUAUCUCUCCCUAUUGCUCUCCAUCUUUUCUCUAUUGUCCAAUCUAGAGAUAGAGAUACAGCUUAAGGAUCAUUUUCUUGCGACAUUGUAGUGUUACACCUUAGGAAUAAUUAAAAUCUUACAAGAAAAAUGUCUAACAGAAGAUCAAGACAAUCUUCAAAUGCUACGAGGAUCUCCGACGACCAGAUGAUCGACCUCGUUAGUAAGCUCCGUCAAUUUUUGCCGGAGAUUCGUGAACGGCGCCGUUCUGAUAAGGUGUCAGCAUCGAAGGUACUGCAAGAGACAUGCAACUACAUAAGAAAGCUGCAUAGAGAAGUUGACAAUCUCAGUGACCGUUUGUCGUUGCUCCUCGACUCCGUUGAUGAAGAUAGCCAAGAAGCUGCCGUCAUUAGAAACCUACUCAUGUAA